Molecule: messenger RNA, 1197 nt
Organism: Emericellopsis cladophorae
Lineage: Eukaryota; Fungi; Ascomycota; Sordariomycetes; Hypocreales; Bionectriaceae
Exons: 1
Coding region: 1-1197 (398 amino acids)
Source: RefSeq, a predicted model, not a curated record
AUGCAGUACAGAGAGAUUGGACGUGGCACCUUUGGUGUCGUUUUUACUGCCGACGAGCAACCCGAUACUGCCGUCAAGAAGAGCUUCAAAGGCAACGACACCCUUGCUGUUGAGUUCGAGCACGGCCUGGCCACCAGCUUCGCCGUGACAACAAGUGUGCCCAGCCUCGCACAGGAGCUUCCGGAACCAGUCCCCCGAGUGCCAUGGUAUCUUUCGAGUCACGGCAUACAGAAACCGUCAGCCAAGGAUCCGUGGUGGAUUGCCAACGUCAAGGGGUUCCCAUCUACGAAUGGUGAUGGCGUGCGCAAUGGCGUGUUUCUGUUUGAACGCAUCCCCCCAGUGCCUCGACCCCUACAAGAAUCCCUCAUCCGCCGAUUUUGGGCAUCGCCCGAGGAACAACAGGCGGCGCUCAACGACCCGAACAACAGGGACUGCAUGAUACGCCCGUCCCACCAGGAAAGAUGGUCGUACUACCAAGCCAAAGGACGAAAGAGGCUGAACAAUGAGCAAAAGGCUUCACUGCGCAACUUGCAGGCGUAUGUUGACGAGCUGCAAGCCAUAGGCGUUGAUUGCCACGCGGUUGCGAGACAGAUUGCCCUUGGGCUGGCCGUUGGUCACUGGGAGGCGCAGCAUGGCAUGACCGACGUUGAAUUCGUUAUUGCUGGCCGGUGCACGCCUCCAUCGACUGCCGCUCGAUCCCACACACUGCCGCUCAAUCUCUACGACAAGCGAGACGACCUUGGCAAUCGAACUAUUGUCCCAGAAGCCCCUCCGGCCGUCCAACACGGUUUACCAGCCAGGACCCAAAGGUGGCUGGUCGAUUUCGACAAGUGCAAUCGUGUCCGUGUCUGGGAUGACACCCUGGCGCAAGACAUCCGGAUGCUGGCCCUCGGGAUCCGCGCCAACGACCCCUACUACCCGAAUCCGCUGCCGGACACCCAGUUCGGCUGGGACGUGUUUGUGACCUUUACCGAGACGUACAUUCGCGCGGGGCGGCACCUGCUGCAGCGUGCCUUUGACAAGGUGGCGACGACCGACGCGCAGCUGCAAGGUGUGCUCGAGAGGCCGGCCAUGAUGAUGAGAGAGUCGACCAGGAUCGUGAUGAACGCCAAGAGGAAUAACGAGAAAGACGUGUUCAAUGUGCGGAUGAGGCUGCGGAAAGAGCAAGGGUGGGCGAAACCGGGAUGGGCUGUAUAG